This is a messenger RNA of Paramormyrops kingsleyae, 778 nucleotides long. RefSeq names its product ribosomal protein S5 (gene rps5). Gene Ontology annotation, cellular component: small ribosomal subunit. NCBI's taxonomy places the organism in Eukaryota, Metazoa, Chordata, Actinopteri, Osteoglossiformes, Mormyridae. Gene Ontology annotation, biological process: translation. Gene Ontology annotation, molecular function: RNA binding; structural constituent of ribosome. The record is from RefSeq and is a predicted model, not a curated record.
AUAAGCAGUGAGAGCGGAAGUCAUUGCAGCGUUUCCGACGGGGUGGAUAUCCGGACGAAGCGCCGCGUUGAGGCCCUUUUCCGUCGCCGAGAAGUGUGGAGCGGAGCUCCUUGUGCAAGAUGACUGAGUGGGAGACUGCCCCAGCCGUUGCUGAAACCCCAGAGAUCAAGCUCUUUGGGAAGUGGAGCACUGACGAUGUCCAGAUCAAUGACAUCUCCCUGCAGGAUUACAUUGCUGUGAAGGAGAAGUACGCUAAGUACCUCCCACACUCUGGGGGGCGAUAUGCUGCCAAGCGGUUCCGCAAGGCUCAAUGCCCCAUUGUUGAGCGCCUCACCAACUCCAUGAUGAUGCAUGGCCGCAACAACGGCAAGAAGCUGAUGACUGUGCGCAUUGUCAAGCAUGCCUUUGAAAUCAUCCACCUCCUCACUGGAGAGAACCCACUCCAGGUGCUGGUGAAUGCAAUCAUCAACAGUGGCCCCCGUGAGGACUCCACUCGCAUCGGCCGUGCCGGCACCGUCAGGAGGCAGGCUGUGGAUGUGUCGCCCCUGCGCAGGGUCAACCAGGCAAUCUGGCUGCUGUGCACAGGAGCAAGGGAAGCAGCCUUCAGGAACAUUAAGACCAUUGCUGAGUGCCUCGCUGAUGAGCUCAUCAAUGCAGCCAAGGGAUCGUCCAACUCCUAUGCUAUCAAGAAGAAGGACGAGUUGGAGAGAGUGGCCAAAUCCAACCGUUAAAUACUUUGCUUUGUAAUAAGUUCAAAUAAAAUUGACCUGUCCACAGA